AUGUCGAUCGCAGUGCCUUUUAGGUGUGAAAACUUUGUCGAAACUUUGCCGAGCUCCAACCUCAGCUCCCGAAGUGUUACGCCAACUUCGGAUUACGAUGAACGUCCAAUAGUACAACGACAUAAUGGAGAUUACGAUGAAAGACGAGCUUAUUCUGAGUACUGUGGAAACGAAGUAUCUCAACGUAUGUACACACCAACACCGCAACGUACGCAAUAUGCUGUCAAUGAUUUAGCAGAUGACAAACGUAAUGACAGAAAUAACUAUAGCUAUGAUGAAAGAACAAGAUUAGAAUAUGAAGAUUCGCCACAACCUCCUUCAACACCUCAAACAAGAAGGAUGGCAACUCAUCAUAACGAAAGGGAAGACACAAAUCAAGUACCCGGUUGGAUAAGACAUCCCGAAAAGGAGAAAUGCAGAAACCAAUUUCACUAUCACAGGCGGCCAGUAACGAGGAAUUCAAAUAUAUUAUCUGCUGUUCUGUGCUUGGUUAAGGAGUUGGAUUAUCCAAGUCUGGAAGUGGUAGAAAUGGCUGUUAGAAAUCGAAUGGAUGAACUAGAAGAAUGAUGUUUCUGACACCGUCCCCAAAAUCCACAGGGGACGGUCGCUCUCUCCCAUAUCGGCAGCAUGUCUUCUGUUCCCAGCCCAGAAUUCUCUGAUUCGCUUGAUUCUACCAUAACUUUAAGCCAAUAUGCUAAUAACGAUGGAAAUUACAAUAAUGACGAACAUCGCAUACUUGACCGUCAGCUACUCGAAGAAAAUAACGAUAAGAGUCAAAUUCGACGAAAUGAAUCUGCCGAAAAAGUUUGCUCAACACACAGCCCGAAAACAGUAUCGAUUGACCCGAGCCCAAGAUUGCUCGGAAAUAAUCAAUCCAUGUGUAAAAUCAAAGAUUCCGUAUUGGAUAAUUCACCAUCGAGAAAUCAUCACGAGAGAAAAAGCAAUGACGUAAGACGUGUAGCGAGCAGUGACAGUAUUCCUCGUGGUAAUUAUAACAAUGUCAUUUUGAGCCAGGGAUGUAGAGUUUUAAGCCAAGAUUGUGUAAGAAGAUCAAAAAGUUCUGAUGUUAAGAAUACAGUUACACCACUUCGUUAUAUUCAAUCGGCAAAAGGAACGUGGACAUAUAAUUUGUAAGUUAUGUCGACAACUUGACAAAAUCUUAAAUCUUACUAAUAACCAAAAUCUUCUGUAAAUGCAAUCAGACAUAAUCUUUUCGAUAAAAACGAAAAAAAAAGCAAUGAAAAAAUUCGGUAAUGGAUACAAGACUUAAAAAUUGAAGAUUGGUCUCAUCAUGUUAUUUCGUAGGAAAAGUCUAAAUACAUGUAAAAUUUACAAAUAAUUGUGAUAUUUCUGCAAUGACUGAAGAAAAUGUAAUUAUCUUCAUGUAUUAUGUGUACAUUUAACAACAUGUUACAAUCGUCAUUUCUGUUAAUAAGAAACGCUAAAAUCAAAACUAAUAAAAUUUGGUUUCAGCAUA
Molecule: messenger RNA, 1477 nt
Organism: Temnothorax curvispinosus
Lineage: Eukaryota; Metazoa; Arthropoda; Insecta; Hymenoptera; Formicidae
Exons: 4
Coding region: 1-567 (188 amino acids)
Source: RefSeq, a predicted model, not a curated record